Messenger RNA from Drosophila eugracilis, 1970 nucleotides. RefSeq names its product TATA-binding protein-associated factor 2N. Gene Ontology annotation, biological process: regulation of DNA-templated transcription. Lineage: Eukaryota; Metazoa; Arthropoda; Insecta; Diptera; Drosophilidae. Bases 116 to 1414 code for a protein of 432 amino acids. Gene Ontology annotation, cellular component: nucleus. Gene Ontology annotation, molecular function: RNA binding; transcription coregulator activity. The record is from RefSeq and is a predicted model, not a curated record. The transcript has a single exon.
UGGAUGUUAUCAAAGAUUUCAGUAGUUUUUAAUAUUGUAAAGGAAUCGGUUCGUGUUUGAUCAGCAGUAAAGGCCCCGCAACCAGGAGUUUUACAAAUACUUUUUUUUACCUGCAAUGGAAACUACGGCAGCCAGCGUGGUUUACGCCAAUCCGUUUUACGCUCAAAAUUACUCUAGCAACCAGGCACAGUCACAGCUCCAGAAUCCGCACCAAAUUUUCCAUUCUAAUUAUAUGAUCAGUUCUGAACCUAAUUCAGGAUUAGAACUGGGGCUUGGAUCUAGUCUUAAUCCGGAAACGAGUCCACAAAGCGUUUUCAAUGACAUCUACCGCUUUGAGAACGGUGGCGGCGAUGCCAGCGGAUCAUUGAUGCUUGGCCAGGAAGAUGACCAUUUCUGUGGUGAAGAGACGCCUCAGUCGACAUCAAUAUCGCCCUCUUCAUCUAUGGUGGCUAGCACCUCAUGCUCAUGCCCAACAACAUCGGGAGAGUCGCUAAACCUGGGCACUGAUCAGGAAAGAGAUGUGCAGCUAAACCAGUGUGAUAUGGUGGAACGGGGAGAGAUGACGACAAUGGAUGAUAAUCGGGAGCAGGAUGGGGAUCAAAGGAUUCCAUUCUUACCCUGCAUGGGUGGCAAUACGUCUUAUAUGGUGUUUCCACGCACGGCAGCGGACUAUAUGCCUCGACUAGCACUACCGCGACAUCCUACCUAUUUAAACAUUGGUCAGGAACAGUACAUCAUUCAGCCAGAAACGAUAUUUGUUCUGGGAAUGCGCCUUAAUGUGACGAAGAACGAUAUAAUCUUAUUCUUUGGAAAAUUGGGCCUUAUCAGGAUGGACGAGGCCAAUAACAAACCCAAGAUUUUCGUCUACAAAAACAAGAUGACGGGUCGCUCCAAGGGCGAAGCAACUAUUACCUACGUAAGUUCUUUCUCAGCACAGGCGGCGAUCAGUUGUUUAAGUGGGGCGAAGUUCAUGGGUCAAACACUCACUGUCCUUCCUGCCUACCUGUCCACCCGGAGAGGAAGUGUCCGCUACAGUUAUCCUCGGGAAAUGAACACUCCAGAGAAUCAGCGACGCCAGCGUGCCCUGAGAUGGAAGCCGGCCAGCGACAAUUGGGUGUGCAUGCUCUGCAGAAACAGUAACUUUGUGUGGCGCUCCUGCUGCAACAGAUGCCGGGCUGACAAGCUAACUGCUAGCCAAGAUCAGGGAGCAGGUACAUCGACCGGAGCCAGUAAUGCUCGCCGCUGGCGGCCUCAGAAGAGCGAUUGGCCCUGUGGUUUUUGCUUCAAUCUGAACUUUUGGUACCGGGUGAAGUGCAACCGCUGUCAUGCUGCUCGUUCCGAUGGUCCGCCCAGCUCCGAAACGGAGGAGAAUGAUACUUGGGAACUGUUACUCAACCAACCCAAUCCAGAGUAGAAGGAGCAUUUCCCUCUAUCUACAGAGAUAUCUGCGUCCGCGUUUGUAUCUGUAUCUGUUUGUAUAUACUCAUCUGUUUGUACGUGUCUGUUGUCGAACGACAGUUCUACUUUCCUAUCCUGCUCCUUCAAAAUUUCAAGUGAUUGAAACACGCAUUGGAACGUGGGACUCAUAAGCAAACUCAUCUUCUAUAUAUAUAUUCAACAAAAACCUCAAAAUUCCAGUUAAUGUCUCUCAUAAAAAGCAGUUCAAUACAAUCAUAUAUCCCCGCCGAGCCAGUCUUAGCCGAAGAGCCCCCGAGAUUGUGGGACAAUGCAACCUGCUGAAUGGUAAUCCACUUAAUCCGGGUAACUGAAUAUUUUACCCAGGCACAAAAGGCAGCCGGACCCGGACCCGGACUCGGACCCACCUGGCUAGCUCUAAACGUUUAAUGAAUUUAUUUACUUUCCCGACGCCUGCAGUCAGUGGCUCAUUGGCUCUGUGGAACUGCACUGAAAAUAUCCGAAAUAUCCAUUUAUAUGUAGUCUAAAUUGUUUAAUAAAGUUUGUCUUCUUUU